AUGCUCAUCCCUCCUUCCACGGUCCAGGGUGACCGUCUGCUGGAGUACCUGGACUUCCUAAGACUCCAGGCCAUAGCAGCUCGUGACAAGGAGUUUACUAGUAAUCACACCAAGGACUGGUACCAUGGAAUGCCUGCGCCGUACACGUUAGUGAAGUAUGCUCCGUUCGAGCAGUUCAACAGGGCCAACUUUGGACAAACCAUGAACUCAGAGGUGUACUUGAGCCCUCAUGUCCAGUUGGAGAAAGUGGCGCUACCGCAUUCAAAUACGAGAUCGAGCUCUGUCAGCCAGCUGCUGAAGCGGUCGGACGAUACGCUGGACUACGCCGAGAACUUCAAGCGUGACUGGGAUGCCUCGUCCUUCUCUGGAUACUUCCAGCUUCCCAACUUCUCCUACUCCACGCUGCAGCCCCGCAAAGACACGUCUGAGGGAACAGGCCAAUUCUGCUACCAGACCCAUUUUGAUGUGGAAAACCUCACCGUGAUGUUUGGUGGCUUGGUGGUCGACACCCGACAAAGCUUGAGGUGCCUCGGUAUCCCCCGUCUGACAGACUUGUCCCGAAUUUCGGUCUACUUCCCCUACGACUUGCCCCCUCACAUCAACAAACAUGUUCUCAUGUCCCCCUGUGUCACACAGAACACCGACAUGAUAUUGUUCGAUGCCAUGAAGGGCACUGUUCAGGCUAACCCGAUCAAACUUUACUCAGAGAUUCAUCCAGGUGAUAUCUGUGCUAUGGAGGGCACAAUGAUUGCUGAUUCAUACGUUUUCUACAGCGGUGGCUUCCAUGUCGAUGUGGACAAGGUGGAAUACAAGGAAGAGAUCAACAGGUGGAUCGUUCACAAGUCCAUCAGGCUCAACGAGUACGGCUUUAUCCUCGACGUGAGAACGAAGCAGUUCACGCAGAUCAAAAUCAAGUCAAACUCAGAGGUGCAUUACAAUGGUUCCAUAGGCAAUGCCUUGGUAUCUAACCGGUUGGAAAAAGCUUCGUUGCAUUCCAGUAAACUAGUGCUGCCUGAUCUUCCCGCUGCAUACAACAGUCCCGGUUCGAGCUCGAACACCAGUGCAAAAUCCAGAGACCACAACUCUCAAGGAACCCCGACCCUCCAAGGGCCUACAGUCUUACCAGCUGGUGCCAGAAUCAACAAAAAGCUCUACCAUAAGCAGAGCACGGUCUUCAACGCCUACAACAUCCAGACAAAUCUCGCGCCAGAACACAGACCAACUGACGAAAUCAUCAAGCAAGACUUCUGGCAGAACAAGUGA
Molecule: messenger RNA, 1263 nt
Organism: Candidozyma pseudohaemuli
Lineage: Eukaryota; Fungi; Ascomycota; Pichiomycetes; Serinales; Metschnikowiaceae
Exons: 2
Coding region: 1-1263 (420 amino acids)
Source: RefSeq, a predicted model, not a curated record